AUGAAGAACUUUCCAAACAUGUUACAGAGACGGAGCUACCAGCUUCGUUUGCAGAAUAAGUGUAAAGAAUGGAGGAAUGAUGGAGCAGUUUAUAAAAUAAGAAGCAGGCCUUUAAAGGAAGAGGAGAAUGAAAAUCAUGGGAUUAAUCAGAGGUAUCGAAAAAUAACUGUAAUUCCAUUUGAUUCAAAUGAAGGAAUGGGAGAAUAUAAAAAUAUGCCAAUUUGUGCAGAAGAAUUAAAUAAUAAGAAUAAGAAAGAGAUACUUAAGAUAUACAAAUUUGUAAGAAAUAAAAAUGAAAUGAAGAAAUUGCCAUCCGAUUUUUUGGAUAAUUUAUUUUCGUGCACAAAGAAAUUUGUUCGGUCCUUUUUACCAUAUGAAUUUGUAAGUAUAUACAAGACAUUAAUGAUUUUAAAAAGAAAUGAUAAAGAAUUAAAUUUACUUCUUCAUCAACAGAUUAAAAGAAUACAUUAUAAUUUUGAUGUCACAAGCAUAAGUAAGCUUUUCCAAAUUUUUACAUUUUCUAAAUCGAAGCCAGUAUAUUUAAUAAAACUUUUAACUGAGGCAUUUUUAAGAAACAUGAACAACUCUGUCCAACCAUGGAACAUAAGGGAACUCAUUUCUAUAUUUUGUUUUUUUAAAAUUGAUUCUGAGAAACAUUUAAAAUCUAUUUUUCAUAAAUGCACGCCGUUAAUUGCAAAAAAUAUUUUGAAAUUCACUCCAAAGGAUGUAUGCAUUAUUUUCUACAGCUGUGUAAAAUUGAGGAAACAUGACCCCAUUUUAUCAAAUGCAGUUGCAAAGCACGUUAUUUUUAAAUCGGAUUCAUUUCACUUCUAUCAGCUAGCUAUUAUUCUCAACUCGUUUGCAAAAAUGGGUGAAAAAAAUAACAAAUUAUGCAAAGUGAUAUGCGAACAAAUUAAAAAAAGAAUGCGUCAACCAUCGAUGCCAAACGUUUCAGCUGAGCUGGAUAAAUCUACAGCUCCUUCAGAUGGGGUAGUUGAAAUUGAUCCUGAUGCAACACUCCCGAGGAAUUUCUCUAACGUUGAUGUACGUUCGAAAGAAGAAUGUGAUGAAUAUUCAUUGAACGAAAAAAAUGGAGUAAAAAACACUUUUGUAGCAUUCGAGGGAAAAAUUAAUACAAAUCAAGUACCACAACCUAAAGAUAUAUCAAUCAUAUUGAACGCAUUAGUAAAGUUAGAAUACUAUGAUAAUGAAACUUUUAACUGUUUGAUCCCGUUUAUUGUGAAUAACACUCCUAGGUUCUCUCCCCAAUCAUUGAGUAACUUAGUACACGCCUUUUCCCAGAUGCAGAUAAACAACAAACUCAUGAUGGACAAACUUGUAAAUGAAUCUAUUUUCAAGAUGAAAAAAUUUAAAAACAUAGAAAUGAGUAAUUUGGCUAGUUCUCUUAUAAGAAUAAAUAGAAAAGAUAAAAUUUUGUUUACAUACAUGAUUGACGAAUUUUUAUAUAGAGCAACCAUAGGAACUAAGUUUAAAAAUUACCAUUUUGAUAUCCGAUCUAUUCAACAGUUGGCAUAUUCUUUUAGCAAGGUUGGUUUAAAAGAUGAGAAGGUAUAUACCAUUCUGUACAGGUUGUUAAUUCGAAAAAUUAAUGAAAUUAAUAAAAUGGAAAAAAAGGGAAUAGUAGCAACUGUUUCUCAGCAGGAUCAACAAGACAAAGGUGAACAAAUGAACUCAAAACAUAAACAUCACAGUAAUGGAGAAUGUAGUGUACAAAAUGGUAGCAUCAUAACAGAUCUACCUUGUGUGCUAAAAGGAGAGACAAGUGAACCGCAGUUUGAUUUUUUCUGUUUAUCUACUUUUAUAAAUUCUUAUGGUAAGACAAAAAUGAAACAGAAACAAUUUUUCCAUUUUAUUAGUUACAUGAUAAGAAAAAAAAAAAAAAAAAAUGAGCUAUUAACAAAUCAGUCAUUAUGUUGUCUAUUAUAUGGACUUGUGAAAUUGCAAGUUGAAGAUAAAAAAAUUUAUCAACUAUUGUUGAAGGAAGUUAUUGAAAAGAUAGACACGAUGAAACCAUUUCAGGUGAUAAUUAUUCUUUACUCAUUUAGUAAAAUAAGAAUGUAUUCACGUAUAUUUGUGAAAAAAUCUGUUCAAUUGAUUAGUCGAAAUAUUCAUCAUUUGAGUCUAGCAGAUUUGUCCUUAGCUUGUUAUGCUUUGUCAAAUUUGCUCUACAGGGAUAUGAUUUUUUUAUACAAAAUUUAUAAAAUUAUGCUUUUAAAUAAUUAUGAAUUUGAAAAAAAUAACGUAUGUCAGCUUUUUAACGCAUUCACAAAAUUAUGCUUUUUUCACAAACCAUUUUACAAUUAUAUUUUUCCAAAAAUUGUUGUCUUCAUGCACGAUUUUGAUGAAAAGGAAUUAACUAAUCUUGUCUUUUCCUUUGUGUAUUAUUUCCACAUGACCAAAAUGUAUUUCUGCGAGGAGGAAAAAAAAAGAAAUAAAAUAAAAACAGGCAUAACUAGCGGUGCAAGCAAAAGUGGCGAUUCAAGCAGAAGUGGCGAUGCAGGCAUAACUAGCGGUACAAACAUUAGCAGAAAAGUAGAGGAGGGAACAGAAGAAAAGGAAGAAGGAACCGAGGCCGAAUGGACACCCCGCGUAGGGGAAAAUGGUACUUCUCCAAUUCUCGAUUUGGGCGAGGAAAUUGUAAAAGUUCUGAAAAAAAGUGAAGAAGAAAAAAAUUAUCUACCUGGGGAGGGUGAAAAUGAAGAAAAGAUAUGCACAGGUCAGAAGAUUUCCUCAGUAAUUUUGAAGAGAAAAAAAAGUGGCACUAAUAUCAUAAGUAAUGAUAUUAGAAACAUCAGCGUAGUGGAAAUAAUGCCGGAAAUUUUUUUCAAAAAUGAAUUAAAUAUAUUCUUCAAUCUAAUAUAUUUACUGAACGAAAAAUAUCGCCAGAAAAUUUCCCUAAUAAGUAUAUAUCAAUUGCAAAUUGUUGAUUUAUACUUAAAAGCAUUUUUCCCAACCUAUUUUGAAUUCCCGGUAUACUUAAAAACAUUUUUUUUUAAAAUUCGAAACGUUAAAUUGAAAAUUGAUGAUUAUAUAAUACUGUCCUCGAGGACUCAUAGAAAUGUUUCAAGAUUUCUCAGCUUAGUUGGAAUUGCACACAGAAGUGAAGUUCAGUUUGGACCAUACCAACUAGAUAUAGUAGUAGACUUUUUACAAAAUAAAAAAAAAAUGUAUGAAUUUUAUUCCUAUGGAGAGAUUAAAAAUACAAAAGAAGAAUCCAAUAUGAAUAUAAUUUAUAAAACGAAAAGGUUAGAACAGGAAGAUGUAAUUGCACCACGUAACGAAUCAGAAGAACAAAGGAAACUUAACAUUUUGCAGAAAACAAUAAACAAAAAUAUUUUAAUUGAAGUAGAUGGUUUAUCUCAUUUUUAUAAAGAAAGUCAUAGUAGGACUAUGAAUUCAAUUAUAAAAAAUUUCAUUUUAAAAAAAUUUGGAUGGUAUAUAAUACAUGUACCUUUCCAAGAAUGGAAUCAAUGUUUUGAUUUUAAGAGAAAACUUCUAUAUGCCAUUCAAAUUCUGAGACACAUUUUGCGUAUUAACAAAGAUCAUAUUUCUGUAAAGGAUUUUAUUCAUCUCAUGAAAAAUUCAGAGAAGGAGAAAUACAAAUCUUUUUCACACAACUUUGAAAAGGUUUCAAUGAACCAAGUGGUUGUAGAUAAUGGCAUGCUUUACCAAACGGAUACUAUAUCAGGUGGUGCACGAGAAAAUGCAGAAAUGGAUUGCCAUAGUAGUAACAACGGAGGAGAAAUGAGAAGUAGGACAGACCAUUUGGCUCUUCAAGAUGAACAAUGUGAACCCAACUUUUACACAAUCAGCGAAGAAAAGUUAUUCAUCAACCAGACAAAAAAUAAAAGCAGCUAUCAAAAGAAAUUAAUGAAAAAGAUGCGACAAGAUGAGAAGUUAAAGUAUGAUUUUAACUUAUCAUGCAGGGUAAGAAAUUAUUCUAUAGAAACACAAAAAGAGUAA
Plasmodium gonderi is the source of this 3984-nucleotide messenger RNA. RefSeq lists its product as hypothetical. The record is from RefSeq and is a predicted model, not a curated record. Gene Ontology annotation, biological process: mitochondrial RNA processing; regulation of mitochondrial mRNA stability. Lineage: Eukaryota; Apicomplexa; Aconoidasida; Haemosporida; Plasmodiidae. Gene Ontology annotation, molecular function: RNA binding. Gene Ontology annotation, cellular component: ribonucleoprotein granule; mitochondrial matrix. The transcript has a single exon. The coding region runs from base 1 to 3984 and encodes 1327 amino acids.